Messenger RNA from Portunus trituberculatus (swimming crab), 3142 nucleotides. RefSeq names its product GATOR complex protein MIOS-A-like (gene mio). The transcript is spliced from 18 exons. Gene Ontology annotation, cellular component: cytoplasm. Gene Ontology annotation, biological process: positive regulation of TORC1 signaling; cellular response to amino acid starvation. The record is from RefSeq and is a predicted model, not a curated record. NCBI's taxonomy places the organism in Eukaryota, Metazoa, Arthropoda, Malacostraca, Decapoda, Portunidae. The coding region runs from base 286 to 2922 and encodes 878 amino acids. Gene Ontology annotation, molecular function: protein binding.
AAAGACAGGCAGGCAGAGGGAAGGUGUAGUGUAGACGGAGCCGUGGCAAAGACUUAUCUCCCUCAGCUGACUGGGGCGCGUGCGGGGAGCCAAGACGAGACCCUCCCCUGCCCACAACACAAACAGGAGCUGCCAGGCACUGCUAAGGGCGAAUCCAACAAUGAAAAUGACAAGACAGUAGAAGUCAGUCAGUGUGACUCCAAGAAGUACAUACCUGUGUCCAUCAUGUGCUGUCUCCAUCCUGUGUGGCACCAUGUGUAGUGUGUCCAGCAAGCAGUGUUGACCAUGAGCAGUGUGCGGGUGGAUGUCCAGUGGUCACCAGCUGCCCCGGACCAGUUCCUCACCUGGGGCACUGACCUGCAGCUUUACCAAGUGCAGGAUGCUGUGCCCUCAGAGGCGAUCCAGCCACCACGAGUACGCUUAAGUUCUCACUCAGUAGCAUCCCUACUGGCCACCAACAAUGACAUACAGUACAUCAAGUGUGUGUCUUGGUGCCCUGCUGUGGAGAAUGACCCCACCCACCAGCUACUGGCAGUAGGUCAGGCCAAUGGCAAGGUGGCCAUCACCAACUUCAGCAAAUUAACUGAUCCACGUGGCAUUAAGGGCAAAGAAUUCAAUCCCAAACAUGCCCGUCCAGUCAACUCACUGGCAUGGUCAAGUCAGGAGCCACAGCUGUUGGCAGCCGGCCUGGACAAGGUGCGCACUGACCAUUCAGUCGUUGUGUGUGAUGUGACGCGCCCUGGUGUGGCUCCUUCGUACAGUUUCGAACAAAGGAACUCCAUCUCAGGAGAUGUGCUUAAACCAUGGAUGGAGUAUGGGAAUGCAGAGACAGCACACAGCGUGGCCUUCUCCCUACACACAGCCAGAACCCUGAUGGCUGGCAUGAACAACAAGCAGAUCAGGUUAUUUGAUCUCAGAGAGAACAAGAUGUGUGCCUCCACCAACACAAAGGCUGUGUAUGGGAUCUGCACCGACAUCCACAAUGAGCAUAGAUUUGCCUCCUUUUUUGAGAGUCAGGUGUCCAUAUGGGAUUUACGGAAUAUUGAACGGCCAGUAGUGAACCUUGACGCCAACAAACCUGUCACUAAACUUUCCUGGUGCCCCUCACGAGUUGGAUUGGUGGCCUCACUGUGUCGAGACAGUCCCUCGAUCCGGCUCCACGACAUCCUUCACUACACAGGAGGUGGAGAAGACCAAGAGCCUGCUGUCAUAACCCGCUCCAUCACACCUGAUGCUUCCACUUUCAUUUCUGCAUUUUCUUGGCACCCAACACAUGAAAACAGACUUCUCACUGCCUCAUACACAGGGAAGCUUGUAGACUACAGUGUGCAAGAGAGGAUCACUUUGAACUGGUCAGCCACAAGUGCCCUUGUCUGGACCCAUGGCAAGAAGACCCUCCAGCAGGUGGACUGUACACAUCCUGUGUAUGCACAUUAUGAUGAUGUUCUCACGGCUAUCAUGAUGCGUGCACAGAAGAAAUAUGGUCUUCAUGUGGACAAUUUGGCCAUGAAUGGAGAGGUGGCAGGUGACAUAUCCCUUCGCAAUUUGUGGACAUGGCUUGAUGCAGCCAAGGGUCUGGCCACUACUGGCAAUUUCAAGCUGCCAGGAGGAGUGCCAUAUAGGUACCAUGGAGUCUGGAGUCUCUUAACUGCUGGCAACCUGAAUUCUGAUGUCAUUAACCGUCCCUGGAUUGGACAAGAAGGUCAGAAGCAACAGUUUGCCAAAGUAUUCCGGAGUGAGGAACGUAGCCGUGCCCUGGAGCUGUGUUCAUGGGGGUUUGAGAAUGAAAGCCUUUUGGGAAGCUUCUUGGCCCAACUGGAGGCAGCAGGUAGUCAUACACGAGCUGCUGCAGCUGCAGUUUUCAAUCAGCGCAUUAAAGAAGCUGUGCAAAUCUUACAACGAGGUGCUGUUAGUAGGAAGUCACCAGAACUUAAUUCAACUGCAAUGGCUCUUGCUGGAUACACAGAGGAGAGGAAGGCGUUGUGGAGAGAGACCUGCAUCAGCCUGCGCUCCCAGCUGACUGAUCCAUAUCUGCGGGCCAUGUUUGCCUUUCUUACUGAUGAUGCAGAUUCCUUUGACCCUGUUCUGGGAGAAGCAGAGAUGGCAAUUCAGGAUCGUGUGGCCUUUGCUUGCACUUACUUGAGUGAUGUCCGUCUCAUGGACUUCCUGGAGAAGCUAAAUACAAGACUCACAGAGGAAGGGAACUUGGAUGGCAUCUUGCUGACAGGUCUGUGUUCAGAGGGGAUUGACCUGCUGCAGCGUUACGUUGAUCUGACAGGGGAUGUGCAGACUGUUGCUCUGGUUACUAUCCACACCCUGCAACAUGCCAUCGCCAAAGACUCCCGUUUGGCACACUGGGUGCAGAGCUAUAGGAACUUGUUAGACAGUCUAUGUCUCUGGAAUGAACGAGCACAGCUGGAUGUGAUCAUGAACGAGAACAAACAUGCUGAGAGACCACCCCAGCAUAUCUACAUUACCUGUAACUUUUGCAAAAAGGGCAUUACUCCAUACAUCCAGGCUGCUGGACGACCCAGGAAUCCUUAUGCCCGGUUUGGCACAGGCUCCUCCAACAAAUCAAAGAUGCAGGCAUGUCCCAAUUGUCGCAAGCCACUUCCUCGGUGCUCACUGUGUCUGGUGCACAUGGGGACCCCAUCAGGAUGGGACAGCUCCACCCAGAAGACCUCAGUACAGGAAGAUACUGGGGAAGGACCAGCCUCUGCAUCUACCAGCAGGAGGAAGCUAAGCCAUUUCUCAUCAUGGUUCACUUGGUGCCAGACUUGCCGUCAUGGAGGACAUGCCCAUCACCUCAUGGAGUGGUUCAAGGAACACAGUGAGUGCCCAGUCACAACAUGCACAUGUAAGUGUAUGAGUCUAGACACUGUGAGUAAAGUGGCCUCGUCAUCAAUCACUGUGUCUAAAUGAGGUUAUGGAAAUUUCUAUGUGUAUUAUAACUAAUUUAACGUGAGGAUGAUAAGAGAGUAUAAUAGAAUAUGGCUGCUGCACAUGUGAUGUUAUAAAUAAAGUAAUUUUGUAUUUUUUCCAAAUGAUAUCCUUUUUAAGCUUGCUCAAAAUGAGUUCUAUUUCCCAUACAUCAUUCACCUCUUUGCAUCAAACAUCUAUUGUUAAUAAAGAUAAACCUUCA